GAUUGAAAUUUGACCAAUCACAGUAAAGUUUACUAAUCCCAAGCUUAGUAACGUUUAUUCUAAUUGGUCAAAUUUCAAUCUAAUCUCAAUCCUCAAUCCGUAGUCUGACACGGGCUCAGAAGGGGACAAAGCCGCUCACUUUCAGCAUUUUCGCCGUAGCUGUAAGAUAAGACAGAACUGACCCCAGGAAUCGGAAAGGCCCGGCACCGCCGCGUCGCGUCGCGUCGCGACGCGAAUCGCCGCGGGCGGGCACGGCCGGUGCGCGCCGGGAAGGGCGGUCUGAAAGCGUCAGCGCGAAACGCCGCGCGACUCCGCCUUCGACUCCCUUCACGUCGUACCGCACGCGCGCGCCGCGCCGCGCCGCGCCGCGGAGCGUAGCCGCGGUCCGGCCGUCUCUUUCGCGGCAGCAGUCUCGAUCUCGCCUCUCGCCUCGGUCUCGUCUCUCCGUCGUCGCUCGCGUCCAGUUUCUCGCGCCCGCGAUCGGCCCGCCCGGAUCCGCCACGCUACCGGUGCCGGACCCCCGGUUUCCGCGGAACCGCGUCGUUUCGCUCGCGGCGAAACCCGGUGAACGCAGUGUGACUCGACGAAGGAAUUCUGCGAGUUUCCUCGAGCCCGAACGAGCCGCGCCUCCGCAACAAGAUUUUCCGAACUGUGCAUUGCGGCUCGAGGGAAUCUUUCGGCUGCCACGAGCGACUACGUCCCGAAGAUGUAAAGCGUGAGAUCGCGACGCCGCUCCUGCGAUGCGCCUCCACGCCGCGUUGUAUCCAGGACGAUUAUAGCCUUCCUCUCUAACGACUCGCGGUAUUGUGCGAAUUGUGUCGCCGAUGUGAAACGAGUGAUUACGCCCGCCACGAACGAUCCCGGGAGCAUGAAACGAUCGCACGGCUCCGAAGUGUCAGUGAAACGAGAUCGCGGACAUUAAGAGUUCGACGGUAGUCCGUAGGCCAUUGUUCCACCCUUAUCCGUUGGAGCCGUCGGCGGUGCAAUUGUGGAGAUCCCGACCGGCGAUUGGGUGCAGCUGCAGCAGCAUCGGGUAAAUGCAGCGGCGACGGCCGACGCCUUUAUGAAUUACGUCGACCGGUCCAGGAUGGUCUCGCACAUCAUCCCCGUUUCCGGGGAGCUGCAGCAGGGGAAUGGCAAUCUGAGCGCCACGGGUCUCAGCGGUAUGCAGGACUCCCAUUCCCUGAAGCUCAGCAGCAUGCAGGACUCUCAUUCCCUGAAGAUCAGCAGUAUGCAGGACUCUCAUGCCCUGAAAAUCAAACAGGAGCCGUUUCAGCUGUCGCCGCCGUCGCCCCUGCCGACCCUUCAUCAAGUAAGCAGCUUCGUGUCUGAACUACAGAACUGUAUCAGCGGCAACGCGAAGGAUCUCGACCCGUCGUCGGUUCCCAGCGGCCUGGGCCGCGGCUUAACGUCGCACCAUGCCUCCCUGAGCCACCACCACCAUCACCACCACCACCACCAUCAUCCCCAUCACAGUCUGCACAGCCCCAGCUCGGUGGUCUCCAUGAACACCACCACCACCACCACCGUCGGCGCGACGCACCGUCACCUGAACGACAAGGGCUCGUCGCCCGGUGCCCUUCACAGUACGACCAAUAGCAAUCCCUCCACGCCGUCCGCACCCUCCACGCCCACCGCGGCCGUCACCGAUAGCACCGCGGCCACCGUCGCGACCGGCACGAACGACAGCGCUAACGAUACUUCCCCCGUCACCAACAGCAAACCGCCCUACAGCUACGUCGCCCUCAUCGCCAUGGCGAUACAGCACAGCGAGCACAAGAGGGCGACCCUCAGCGAGAUCUACGGCUACAUCACCGCCAAGUUCCCGUAUUUCGAGAAGAACAAGAAGGGCUGGCAGAAUUCGAUCAGGCAUAACUUGUCGCUGAACGAGUGCUUCGUAAAGGUGCCCCGGGAGGGUGGCGGCGAGAGGAAAGGCAAUUUCUGGACACUCGAUCCGCAGUACGAAGACAUGUUCGAGAACGGCAACUACCGAAGGCGAAGACGAAUGAAGCGUCCCUACAGAAGCGCUGCGUACCACAAGCCAUACUACAGCGACCCGUUCUCGGCCCCCGUGCACCUGGGGCCCAGAAACAUUUUCGGCCACUCGCCCCCGUCGUACGCCCCCACCGCUUACACGCGAUACGACCCGAGCGCAUGGAGUCUCCAACAGCCGCAACUCUCAUACAGCCAUUGCCAGUCGCUGCAGCCGCAAUUGCAGCCGAUGCAGUCGAUGCAAAUCCCGCCUAUGAACGGCUACGGCCAACUGGGUACCUCGUUAAGUGAGUCACUAUUCUCGCACUUUGCACCCUCUUUUGCCGAGCGGUGUAAUGCUGAACGACCAGACAAAGCGUUUCAAGGCAAUUACCUGGAUGUUCCAGGUGGAACAACCGGGUCGCCCGGUUCCAUGGGCGGCGGCUCCUUCAGCAGCAGCUUCACCGCGUGCAGCAGGAGGCACGAGUCCGCGAUGACCACGGACGCGAUGCCCGGGAGAUGCUACUGGCCCGAGAUGGUGAAGGAGGAACCUGGGACCAACACCGUGUCGACCAGUGGCGUCGGCGUCGGCGGCAUCGGGGUCCCGUCCGGCAUGAUGGGCUCCGCGACGUCGUCGGGCGUCUCCACGACGGGAUUCGUGCCGGUGGAGUUCCAGACGCGUUCCAAGUGCUUUAUGUGAACACGAGAGGAACCGCCGUCAAAUAGCAGCGCGUGCUACGUGACGAACCGACGUUGCGAGGAUCGAGGGACGAUCCUACGUGAUCUAUCGCGCGACGCGUUAGAUCGCGACGAGAUGCUGGAUUCGCUAUUCGACGAACGGUGAGCGGGAUGCACGCGACCCGUGAGCUCGCACCUUCCGCGAAUUAACGCGGAUUAAUGCGGAAUUAUAUUUAACAAAUAUUAUCGAGUAAUAUCUGAUAAUCGUUUAGCGAUGUUAUUGGAUGGUCGUUCGCGAGUCUAACCGCGCGGGGGAAAUACAAGGUAAACGUUUGUGAAGCUCGUUUGUAACUGCUAUUGUUGUGUUAAUUCGAUGUUAAAGGUAUGUACCUCGUGCAUCUUUACUGCGUAGAUGCGCUCGUUAAAUACGUAAGCGGCACGCAGCCCAGCGAUAAAUGACGUCAAUCGUUGUCGAAACGAUGUCGAAUCGACGUCGAAUUUGACAGUGUCGAUUCGACAUCGUUUCGACGAAUCGUUUUUCACUGGGAGUGGGGAGGGGGAGGGUGGUCGCGCUUAUCAAUGCGAAAUAUUGCGACGCGGUAUGGUACUUCCUCGGCGAUCCCCCGCAUCCCUUUCGCGAGAGUGACGAUCGCGCUUGUUGCGGCCUCCGAGAUCGGCCGCGUGGAGUAAGAACAGGGGCGAAAAAUGAUUUCUCGGCUUUACCCUCGUUUUUUCCAACGAUCUAACACGUUUGAAAAUACCUCUAUCUUCGCACAUCGUUUUCGACCGCUAGACAGUAUUUAAUAUCUUGGGGGGGGGGAGAGAGAGAGAGAGAGAGAGAGAGAAGCUAAGGAAGUUCGUUCGUUCACAACGGAAACGAGAUAUCGUUUCGAUCGCGAUAGAUAGGUCGCAUUUCUGGAUUAAUAAUUCUGGGAGAGGGAUACGUUAUUCCAGAUACGAGAGUUACGAUAAUGUGCAACAUUUUUCGAGACUUUUCGUACCCUUUGCGCUGAAGCGAGCGAUACUAGUUCUAUUGCGAUAUGAACGUUCGCGGAACGUUUUCUUAGGGCCAAUUUCACAAACGUCGGUCGACUGUUAACUAGAGUUGUCGUCGACUCCCUAUCUUUUUCUUCCAUCUAAGGCCCGGUUUUACGCGUCGCGUAACUUUAAUCUUACCGUUAGUUUACGUUUCUAAAGUAACAGUUACCAGUGAGAAAUGUUUCGUCGAGAUGAUAUCGAUUGACGAGUGAUUUCUCACUGGAUUGGAAAGAGACAAAGAACGAAUUAAGCUAAGCUGAAAGUUAAACAACGUUGGUGAAACCAGGCCUUAU
This is a messenger RNA of Vollenhovia emeryi, 3980 nucleotides long. Its product is annotated as forkhead box protein E1-like. Gene Ontology annotation, biological process: anatomical structure morphogenesis; regulation of transcription by RNA polymerase II; cell differentiation. Gene Ontology annotation, molecular function: DNA-binding transcription factor activity, RNA polymerase II-specific; RNA polymerase II cis-regulatory region sequence-specific DNA binding. The coding region runs from base 1064 to 2671 and encodes 535 amino acids. The transcript has 8 exons. The record is from RefSeq and is a predicted model, not a curated record. Lineage: Eukaryota; Metazoa; Arthropoda; Insecta; Hymenoptera; Formicidae.